Molecule: messenger RNA, 420 nt
Organism: Zychaea mexicana
Lineage: Eukaryota; Fungi; Mucoromycota; Mucoromycetes; Mucorales; Lichtheimiaceae
Exons: 1
Biological process (GO): tRNA processing; rRNA processing; intronic box C/D snoRNA processing
Cellular component (GO): nucleolar ribonuclease P complex; ribonuclease MRP complex; cytosol
Molecular function (GO): ribonuclease MRP activity
Source: RefSeq, a predicted model, not a curated record
CCCGAGAUCCACGAAAAACAACGCGUUCAUACGGGCAUCAAUACAGUCACCAGCCUAUUAGAAAAAAUCAUUCACAACAACAAUGACGCCCUAAUGUCAGGAGAAAAAUGGACUGUCUUUGUAUGCAAACGCGACAUUCAACCCACGCAACUGUGCAACCACUUUAUCACCAUGUGUUCAUUGGCAAACGUCAAGCUUGUGCCCUUACCCGAGGGAGCUCAAUUAAAGUUAAGCGGUGCACUUGCAUUGACACGUGUGGCUGUUGUUGCAUUCAAAAUGGAGGAGGAGGAGGAGGAACGAUUGCGGUUAGCAGUGGACGAGGUACAGAAUAAUUAUCCUGAAUGGUUGGAUCGACUGGAUCACGACGGAGCAACACUGUAUCGACCUACGAACGUCAAGAUUUUACAAACGACUGCACCG